Molecule: messenger RNA, 3034 nt
Organism: Linum trigynum
Lineage: Eukaryota; Viridiplantae; Streptophyta; Magnoliopsida; Malpighiales; Linaceae
Source: the annotation of a GenBank genome assembly
UAGAAAACAGUUGUGAGAAAGUAGUGAGAGAAAAUCCUCCCAAUUUCUUGGCGAGUCCGGGUUCGACUAGGCCUGGCUGGCCGUGCCGGCAUCUGCGCCGGCGCGAGUAUUUUUUCUUCAGGUUUGAUGGCAGUUGAAUCGGCGGUUUCGGGUGCUGAGUGGAUCCCUGUCAAGCCUUGGGCGGAGCUUUUUGGCAUCGCCGAGGCAAAUCGUCUCGCAUAUAUUCCGCCGGAGGUAUUCAAGGGGGGGAUUCGCAUGCCGAAGAUUGUUUGUGAUGAAGGAGCUGCCCGAUGGAAGCACAGUCUGGUCGGUCAGUUCCUCCAUCCCUCUCCACCUCCUCUCUCGAAAUUCCGACACUGGGCGAAUAAAUUGUGGGGGCGGGAUGGUAUUGUUCGCGUUUCUUUGCUUGGCAAUCAACUGAUUCUUAUUCAGCUCCCAACGCAAGAAACCUGUGAUUGGAUUCUGAAGAGUGGGUCUUGGUUCUAUUCUGACAAUUUGAUAUAUCUUCGACCAUGGACCCCGGGGAAUGAUGUUGAAGAUUUGGGGAAUAAGGCUCUUCCUAUCUGGGUUAAGUUUACAAAUGUGCCGCUGGAGUAUAUAAACUUUCAGGGUAUGAGUCGAAUGGGUAGUUGGCUGGGGAUCCCGCUGGGUGUCGAUCACACAACGAGGAUGGGUGGUCGUCUUGGCUGUGCGAAGGCUCUUGUGGAGUUGAAAGCUUCGGGUGAAUUCCCUAAUUAUGUUCUUGUAUGGCCAACAGAUGAUCGUUCAAUUAGGGUGGGUGUGGCUUAUAGCCAUCUCCCUCCAAUCUGUGGGCACUGCCAGUCCUUUGGUCUCAACUGUGGUUGUGGAAAGAAUGAGCGUGCUCUGAAGGAUAAGGGGAUCCAAGAGAGCAGGGAAGUGGAGCGUGUUUGGGUAAGGAAGAAGGCUGUGGGUGGCAAAACUAAGGGCACUCCUAAUCAUAACAGUGGUAGUCCAGUCACGAUGGAUAAGGGGAAGAGUGUUGUGUCUGACUCUAUGCAACAUUCUAGACUUUUGAUUGGGUCUAACUGCGUUGGUAUUAACCUGGAGCACACCUUUCAGUCAGUUGCGGAAUGCAGUUCACCACAGCUUCCAACAGAGGAUGAAUUCCAAAAGGUGGUUAAUGGAGCAAGGCUUAGAUGUUGGUUACCUCUCCUUUGUCCCACCAGUGUGUUGCAGACGACUCAAUCGUUUGCUGCCCUGCAGGGUUUAGGAGACAGGGAGAUUACACAGCUGCAAGCAGCUCCUAAGAAGGGUGUGAGGAAGGGUGGGGGUUCCCAAUCCCCUCCAGGAUGAAGAUCUUAUUCUGGAAUGUUAGAGGGUUUAACAAGCCCUCUAAGAGAAGGGACUUCUCACAAGUCCUGAGGAAGUAUAAGGUGGAAGUUGUGGCUAUUCUGGAAACUAGGGUAAGGAAAGUAAAGUCUGAUGAAACUGUAGUGGAUUUCUGUGUGGGGUGGAAGAAGUAUCUCAAUUAUUUUGAAAGUGAUCUUGGGAGAGUUUGGUUAUUCUGGGAUCCUGACAUUGAGCUUAGAGUUCUUGCACCUAGAAGGAAUUAUGUGCAUUGUGUGGCUCGUGAGUUGGGUGGUGCUAGUUGUUUCAUUACAGCUGUGUAUGCUUCGAAUGAUGAGAUUGGGAGAAGAGAUACCUAUAGGGACUUGGCAAGAUUUAAACUCUCUUCAGCCCCAUGGAUAAUUGGAGGGGACUUUAACUCUGUCUUGUCCCCGGUGGAAACUUCAAUUUGACUAUGGUGAAUAGCUGUAUGAUGGAUUUCAAAAGCUGGGUUGAUGAUAUGGAACUUGUGGAUCAUCGAUCAAAUGGACCUUACUUCACUUGGACGAACAUGCAAAAGGGAAACCCUAUUGCCAGAAAGCUAGAUCGAGCCCUUGUUAAUGAGGCCUGGUUUGAUGCUUUUCCUAAUUGUGGUAUUGAGAUCUUAGUAGGGACUUUUUCAGACCAUUGUGGAGUAUGUGUUGAUACAAAACCAGGGCAAAAAUCUCUUCCUAAGCCGUUUAAGUAUUUUGAACUUUGGGCUGGUCAUCCUGAUUUCUUCAAAAUUAUUGAGGAGGGAUGGUCUACUCCUGCUCUAGGGAAUCCAUUACUGGUUGAAAAACCAAGCUUAAUGCUGUCAAGAAGGGGCUGAAGAGGCUGAAUAAGGAAGUGUUUAAUGAUAUAAGUGGGCAGGUGAAAGAGGUAGAAGGUAAACUGCUUGCUGCUCAAGAGUUGGCUUUGUCCAAUCCAUCCGGUGCUUCUUUCACUGAGGUAGAAGAUCUAAACAAGCAUCUCGAGAAACUGAAGAAGGCCGAGGAAAGUUUUUAUUGGCAAAAGUCUCGGGUUAACUAAUUGAAGCUUGGGGAUCAAGGUACCAGAUUCUUUCACCAAUCAGUUAAGAUCAAAACGGCUCGGAAUGCUAUAAGGAAGCUAGUGCUUGAAGGGGGUGAGGAGGUAGUGGAGAUGGAGAAAAUUGUUGAUGAGAUGGUGGAUUUUUAUAAGAAAUUAUUUGGCUUCAUUAAUCCGGAGGUACAACCCUGCAAACAGUAUCUGGAGGAUCUUGUGAAACUUAAGUUGAGUGGUGAGCAGAGGGAUUUAUUAUGCCAAGGUUUCACAGCGAUGAUGUGAGGAAGGUUGUGUUUAACAUGAGUGCUCAUCGAGCCCCUGGUCCUGAUGGAUUCUCGGCUGGUUUUUACAAGCGCACAUGGGGGAUUAUUGGAGAGGAUGUGACUGCUGUGGUACUAGAUUUCUUCACUACAGGUAAACUUCCUAGUAGCAUUAACUCUACUGCUGUGUCUUUGAUACCAAAAGUGGCUUCUGCUUGUAAGUUGAAAGAAUUUAGGCCAAUUUCCUGUGUGAAUAUUCUCUACAAAAUCAUUGCUAAGUUGAUAGCAAACAGACUAAAGAAGGUUUUAGCUAGUGUGGUCAGUGGAAACCAGUCAGCUUUUAUUGAAGGGAGGAGAAUUGUUGAUAAUAUUUUAAUGGCUCAAGAGCUAGUAAGUGGUUAUCAUAAAAGUACCAUUUCUUC